CUUUCGGGCAUCCGAAACUUUGUUUUGCGGUGAUGGAGAGUCCACUGCACAGCACGACAAAACUGUUGUUCAGCCCAACCCGCUGGUCUGGUUAUCCAAUUCGCUCCUUCGUCGGCGACUUAGUUAUGUGUGCUGGGCUAUAAUUCUUGCAAGCGUGUUCAAUAUCUCUUGGUAUCGCAAUCAUUUCUCUACGCGCCGGGUAUAAGGCAAACCCGCGAAGAUCCGAUCGAUCCGCGAGCGCAGCUCUCGUUAAGACGACCCACUCUAGAUCCAAUAGCCUUGUUUCAUUAUUUCAGCAUUCUUUCUCUAUUUUACCAACUAUCCGCCCCUGACGAAACCAAUACUUACAUAUCAAAAUGCCUUUCUGGGGAAGCAAAUCGACGCCGACCAAGGCGGAGAGCGACGCCAGUUCGAAUGACGCAACCGACACUAAGAACGACCCGGUCGCUGCGGCAUCGCAGGCGGCGGGCACGGCCUGGCUUGAGGGCCAUCUCCACCACCUGACGGAAGAGCAGGAGCAGAAACUGGAAGGGUUCAAGAAGCUGUGCGAGCAAAAUGGAUACUAUAGGCCGGAGCGGGAUGGCGAGAAGGCUAGUCACGCUGAUGCGACGAUGCUGCGCUUCCUUCGCGCACGCAAGUUCGACAUCGAUGGCGCUUGGGGACAGUUCAAGGAUACCGAGGAUUGGCGCCGCGAGAACGCCAUUGAGUCGUUGUAUGAGAACAUCGAGGUGGAUGCAUAUGAAGCUGCUCGGCGGAUGUAUCCUCAAUGGACCGGCCGUCGUGACCGUCGCGGUAUCCCUGUCUAUGUGUUCGAGAUCCAACAUUUGAACAACAAGAAUAUGGCCGCGUACAAAUCUACCCUCUCCACUGAGACCCAACAGUCUUCGAAGGUUCCCGAACGGUUGCUACGUCUCUUCGCCCUUUACGAGAACCUCCUUCGCUUUGUCAUGCCCUUGUGCUCGCAGCUGUCUCGCCCCAACCCGGAGACGCCCAUCACCUCGUCCAACAACAUCGUCGAUGUCAGCGGAGUAGGAUUGAAGCAAUUCUGGGAUCUUAAGGGUCACAUGCAAGAUGCCAGUGUGUUGGCGACCGCUCAUUAUCCUGAGACUCUAGACCGGAUCUUCAUCAUCGGCGCCCCUUCUUUCUUCCCCACUGUCUGGGGCUGGAUCAAGCGCUGGUUUGACCCGGUCACCACGUCCAAGAUCUUCAUCCUCUCGGCCGCAGAGGUGAAGCCGACCCUGACGAAUUUCAUGGAUCCCUCCAGCAUCCCCAAGCAAUAUGGUGGCGACUUGGACUGGAAAUGGGGCGACAUGCCCAAUCUCGAUGAAGAAGCCCGUCAGGUCGUCGGCGCCCUCGAAACUCCAGCCGCUGAAGGCGAAACCAAGCCCAGCUUCAUCAAGGGCCCCGUCUUGUUCAACGGCAACACCAUCGAGGUCCUCGGCAAGGUCAACGGCGAGAGUCGGAAAUCCACCCUCCCUGCGGGUGCCCUCGCUCAGCAAGGCGGGCCCGCUGCUACCCCGGUUGAAAAGGCUGCCGCGCAAGAGACUUCUGUCGCAGCCACUGAAGACGAGAAGGUGGCUGCCGUGCAAGAAGACGCGGCCGCCCUCAAGUCAGAAGCUGAGACGGCCACGAACACCGUUGCCGUUUGAGUUUAUCCCAUUUGACCUAUUCCUCUCGUUCCGACUAUAAUAUCCUUCUUUCUUAGCCAAUUUUCUUCGCUUCAUCUCUCAUCAAGACAUUCAUCAAGACACUAAUCAACAAACCAUAUGAGGCGUCAUUCGGAUCGACUUGGAUAAUUACAUAGAAGAUUUCUGCACUGCAUUCCACACGAUGGGCUUAUUUGAAGAGACGAUCAGUACAAUCUGAGUUCACCAAACGAUUGAUCAGGGCUUGGUCUGACUUGACUCAGGUCGAUUGCUCAGUCUACACCUGGCACUUCUCUAUUUCUCCAUCAAUUCCCAUACUCUAGCGGCUGGGGUCUAUGCCUGAUAUAUAUUCGCAAAACUAAUAUUUCAUUUUAACAUUUUUAUUCGAGAUGCUUUGAGCACUAAUUUAGACAUUUAUUCUCAUCUGGGGUUAUCUCGGGUCCAGCGUUGCGGUUGCUGUUCUUAGGCUUCACUUCGGG
Messenger RNA from Aspergillus aculeatus ATCC 16872, 2125 nucleotides. RefSeq names its product SEC14 family lipid-binding protein. Lineage: Eukaryota; Fungi; Ascomycota; Eurotiomycetes; Eurotiales; Aspergillaceae. The record is from RefSeq and is a predicted model, not a curated record. The transcript is spliced from 4 exons. The coding region runs from base 357 to 1649 and encodes 430 amino acids.